Molecule: messenger RNA, 3171 nt
Organism: Didymodactylos carnosus
Lineage: Eukaryota; Metazoa; Rotifera; Eurotatoria; Philodinida; Philodinidae
Source: the annotation of a GenBank genome assembly
AUGAGUGUUCGUUCGACAUUAUUUCUUCGGAUUCAGCAUCGAUCACGCAUGUUUAUACCAACAGCUUAUGAAGUUCCAAGAAGCAGUAAAUCAAAAAGUCAAAAGUUAUUGCAAGACACAGGCUACGUUCAUAAUGUUGAAGCUGGUCUACCAUGUCUUUUGCCAUUAGGCAAACGUGUUUUAUUAAAAAUGGAAACGUUGAUACGUAAUGAAAUGAAUUCUGUCGGUGGACAAGAAUUAUUCUUAUCGGCAAUAGGGAAGAAAAAUAUUUGGGAAAAAAGCGAUCGCUGGCAUUUAAUGAACACAGAACUUUUUAAAUUCAAAGAUGGCGCUGAUGAUGAAUAUUGUUUGAGUCCCGAAGCCAUAACUCGACUUGUUUCAACUGUUUGUAAAACUCUUCCACAAACAUCUUAUCCAUUAUUAUUAUAUCAGAUAACAUGGAAAUAUCGAAAUGAGAUGCAUUUUAGACAUGGCCUAUUGAGAACAAAAGAAUUUUUAAUGAAAGAUUUGUACAGCUUUCAUUUAAAUGAAGAAAAUGCAAAAAAGAUCUACGACGACAUUUGUUCGGCAUAUGAGCGAAUUUUCAAACAGUUAAAUGUGCCAUUUAUCAAAGUGGCAGCAAAUAGUGGUAUGAUGGGUGGAACAAUAAAUCAUGAAUAUUUGACACCGUGUGAUAUUGGUGAAGAUACUAUUCUUCUUUGUUCAAAAUACACAAAACUAUUCGAUGCAAUUAUAAGUGGUACAGAAUCGUCAACCACCGAUACAAAUGAUCAGAUAAAUUAUUUGACAAUGGGUUGUUAUGGAAUUGGUUUAACACGUUUAAUGGCAACAAUUGUUGAAUUAUCAAAACAUUCUGAACAAAUUAGGUGGCCAAAAGCGAUUUUACCAUAUAAAGUCGUUCUUAUACCACCAAAGAAAGGCAGUAAUGAAGAACCAUUAGUGAAUGAUAAAAUUUCUGAGUUACUUGAAACUGUUGAAAGUAAAGACGAAUGGUUUAUCGAUGAUCGUACUCAAUUCAGUAUUGGUCAACGUUUGAUUGAAUCAAAGAAAAUGGGUAUACCAAUUGUGAUUAUUUUUGGUAAAAGAGCGGUUGAAAAAGGUUUAUAUGAAACAUAUAUGUCUUUACCAAAGAUAAGUAUACCUUAUACCGCUGCAGCUGUCGGUGGAGUAGCUCUUGCUUAUUAUGGUACACGUGCUUAUCGUUCAAAAAUUGAAAAAUUAUAUGAUGAUGGAAUUGAUUUAGAACAUCAGACAGUUGAAAUAGAUCCUGUUGAGAAAAUACGUCGGUGUACAUUCUAUAAAAAUGAUGAUAUUUAUUCAGAAUAUAAAAAAAUCUAUCCCGAUGUUAAAAGUUUAGCUGAUAUGUUAUAUCAUGGACAUUUGAUAUCAAAUAAUGGACCAUGUAUUGGAAUUAUUGAAGUUGAUGAAAAACAAAAAAACAGUCCGUUAGAUCCAUCAACUCCAAUUCAAUGGUUACCUUAUUCUCGUGUGCUUGAAAAUGUUCGUUGUAUUGGCUCUUAUCUAUUAGAUUCUGGUGUAAUACCGAAUGAAUCAAAAGUGGGUAUUAUGUCAUUGAAUCGUCCCGAAUGGGCUUAUGUUGAACAUGCUUGUUAUAUGUACUCGUUUAUUGUUGUUUCACUCUACACUACCUAUGAUUCACAAACUCUUCUAAAGUUACUCAAACGAACGCAAACAGAUGUUUUGGUUGUUGAUAAUUUAGAUCGUGUGAAAUCAAUUAUGAAUGAACUAUUUCAAAAUGGAGUUAAAUUAAUUAUUUCAAUGGAUCAGAUUAAUUCAUUGCAGACAAAUAUUCAGUCUCUUGAUCAUGUAAUGACAGAAGGCAAAAAGAACAUAAGAAGUUGUCAUAAACCAGAUCCAGAUAGUAUUGCAUCGUUUAUAUUCACUAGUGGAACGACAGGUGAACCAAAAAUUGCCAUGUUAUCUCAUGCAAAUAUUCUGGCAACAAUAAAAGCUAGCAUUGAUCGUCGACGUCGUGCUAAUCUCGAAAGCACAUGCGAAGAUCGUCAUUGUUCAUUUUUACCAAUGGCACAUUUGUACGAACGUCUUAUUCUGUGCGACGCUUUUCUCCAAGGUAGUCAAGUAGCCUUUUGUCCACAACCGGAAAAACUAUUCGAAUAUUAUCAAGUUAUUAAACCAACACGAAUUUGUAUGGUACCACGUAUUUUAAAUAAAGUGUAUGAUGCAAUAUAUGCUGAAGUAAAUAAGAGUAAAGUGAAACGCUUUUUGAUACAACAAGCAUUAAAUAAUGAUAAACCAACAUUUUUAUCAAAAAUAAUAUUUCGAAAAGUAAAACGAUUAUUUGGAAAUCAUGUUUACACAAUGUUGACGGGUAGUGCUCCAAUAACACCUGAUGUAUUACAUUUCUUCAGAAUUGCACUCAAUAUUCCAAUUGUUGAAGGAUAUGGACAGACAGAAAGUAGUGGCGCCGGUUCAGUUAUGCAUGUCACUGACUUGACAGCAGGUACAGUGGGUACCCCAUUUCCAUGCCUCGAACUGAAACUGGUUGAUGUUGAGGGAACAAAUUAUCGAAAAGAUAAUAAUCAAGGAGAAGUGUGUCUUCGAGGACCAGUCGUUUUCAAAGGGUAUUAUGGUGACGAUGCAAAAACUCGUGAAACAAUCGAUGAAGACGGUUGGCUACAUACCGGUGAUAUUGGUGAAUGGACAAUAAAUGGUACACUACGCAUUAUCGAUCGUUGUAAACAUAUAUUUAAAUUAAAUCAAGGUGAAUACAUUGCUCCCGAACGUCUAGAAGAGAUCUACAUUCGUUCGCCUUGGAUCGCUCAAGUGUAUGUUGAUGGAAAAUCAACUGAAAGUCAUUGUGUCGCCGUUGUUAUACCAGAUGAAGAAUAUGUAAAAAGAACGUUUGAUAAAGAUAAAUCAUUUGAUGAUUUGUGUUUGAAUGACGCAAAAUUGAAACAAACAAUAUUGAAUGAUCUACAACGUUUGGCAAAAGAACAUAAAUUAAAAUACUAUGAGUCAAUAAAAAAUAUUCAUUUACAUCCACAUUUAUUUUCACAAGGGGAUGGUUUUAUAACAGAUACAUUCAAGACACGACGACAAGCAGUUAGAAAACAUUUUCAAAAUGUUAUUGAUCAACUAUAUUCAAAUCAAGUAAAAAGCAUAAAACCGAUUGAAUUGUCGAAACUGUGA